GAAAAUUGUAGGAGACAGAGAUUUAUCAGAAGAGAAAAUAAGAUAAGAAUGAAAUAUGAGGGAAUAGAUGAGUCGAUACGAAUUUUCUUCAACAAUCUUCAACAAUCGAAAGAAAGAAACGUUCAAUUGCGAAUUAUCUCCUUUCGAGAUAAAAUAAGUUUCUUCGGGUAAUAAUCUAUUUUUUCAACAAUGAAAGGAAGAAACGUUCACACACAAUUGCGGAUUAUCUUCUUCCCUUCUGAGACACGACAAAUUUCUUCAGAUAAUAAUCUAUUUAUAUUACGUAUUAUCAAAACGAAUGGAUUAUCCAUUGCAUAAUAAUUCUUCAUGUGAAAAUCAAUUACACAAUAAAAACACGUUCGCUCGAAGAUGCAAGAAGUGCGCGAGGGUAUUACGAGCAUCAAAGAAACCGAAGAGCGUCAUACGGUAGCGGCGAUGGUCACGCAAUCGAGGAAAGGAUAAAAGUAAUAUGAAAUAAAAGUAAUCUGCGUCGUGUUAUAUAAAUUGACAAGAAACGGAAAUGAAGAAAUAUAAAUAAUAAGCGCGCGUUCGUAUCGUGAUUUAUCCGCGCACGAAGUAAUUGCAGAUCGAAUCGCAAUAUCUCUCCGUGAUUCACACGCGCACAUUUCCCAGUUUUCAUCCCGGCUAGAGAAAGAGAGAGAGAAAAAGAUCUAUCUUCUGGCCAUUAUCGGGAGGAAGAGAACAAGUCUCUCUUCCUAGAGAGAGACUUGAACUAAUGGACUUUACUUUCUCGUCUCGUGACUGACAUACCGCAGUGUCAUUUGAAACACGUCAAUUAUCUGUGCGUAAUCAGUUUUGUCCACGACCCGACGUCGAGGUACAAGGAUCUCGCACUUUAAGAUCCUUUUGAAGACGCGCGCGAUCCUUUCGCGCCCUCACGCCGGCCGAUCUCCACAUUCUAAGGCAAGGUAAGGCGCAGGUGACGAGACAAGGUGAGGCACGGCAAGGGAGCCGCCCCUCCGUAGACGACGGAGUGUACGCGGGCCCCUCUACUUCACUUGGGGUUCCAACACCAUCCGAGAAUCAUCUUAUUAGACCCACACUAUAUAAACGGAACAUGCCAGCAUGUCGAGCAGUUACGUACUGACUGUAUUCACAGUCGGCCGCCGGCAAAGUGCAACAAUAAAAACAACAACGACAACAUAGCAACAACGCAACCGCAACACAUAUCAACGUGGGCGCAUCCUUUGUACACACAUAUGCGCGUUAAAUUUUCUGCAAAAUUAUCUCGAUUGGUGUUUCUACCGGCAGGUGCGCAAGUUGGCGUAGUUUCAGCACGUUGACCUGUUCACCACCUCGUGUGACAUAACAUGUAUUACCUCCAGCUGGCCGUACUUUGCGUGACGGUGGCGAGUGUUCUCGGCGACUUACCGCCGGGUACCCGGCGCAACACGUAUCUACCGCCCGUGUCGACGAAGGGCUAUGAUUAUCCCAAGCCGACGGUGCCGUUCCCGAACACCACGCCACCGCGGACACCGACCUUCCCCACGCGUCCGACGCCGACCUUCCCCGGGACCAGACCGACGUAUCCUACCUUUCCCGGAACUGGACCCACGAAACCCACACCCACUUAUACGGAUAUUCCCGGCCAACCGGGCGGUUUUACCAAAACCACUAUUGGCCACGAUCAUCAUCAUCACGAACCUGGUAUGCCGUUCGACUUCAAUUACGCCGUGAAGGAGGACGCUUUCGGCAACGAUUACUCGCACAACGCCAUCAGCGACGGCGAGAUCGUUCGCGGUGAAUACAGGGUGCAGCUUCCGGACGGUAGAACGCAAAUCGUGCGUUAUACCGCGGACUGGCAGCACGGCUUCAGCGCGCAGGUCUCUUACGACGGGAAUCCCCGCUUCGACAGCGGCUUCAAUCGAGGGUAUUAGCGUUUUUUUUAGUG
This is a messenger RNA of Pseudomyrmex gracilis, 1912 nucleotides long. RefSeq names its product pro-resilin-like. Gene Ontology annotation, cellular component: extracellular matrix. The transcript has 4 exons. Bases 1332 to 1898 code for a protein of 188 amino acids. NCBI's taxonomy places the organism in Eukaryota, Metazoa, Arthropoda, Insecta, Hymenoptera, Formicidae. The record is from RefSeq and is a predicted model, not a curated record.